This is a messenger RNA of Sarcophilus harrisii (Tasmanian devil), 1629 nucleotides long. RefSeq names its product phospholipase D family member 6 (gene PLD6). Gene Ontology annotation, biological process: piRNA processing. The record is from RefSeq and is a predicted model, not a curated record. NCBI's taxonomy places the organism in Eukaryota, Metazoa, Chordata, Mammalia, Dasyuromorphia, Dasyuridae. Gene Ontology annotation, cellular component: mitochondrion. Gene Ontology annotation, molecular function: RNA endonuclease activity producing 5'-phosphomonoesters, hydrolytic mechanism.
CCGUCGCCUUCGGCCUCGGGUCCUCGAGCCCGCCGCUCGGAAGGUCGGCACGCCUCGGCCGAGCGCCGGCGCAGGCGCAGUCGGGCUGGAGCAUGUGGCGGUUGCGCUGGCAGACGUUAGGCCUCGCGGCUGUGAGUGUCGGCUUGGCUUUGGAGACUCUGGGCUUCCUAGUCGGUUGGCUGAGGCAGCAACGGCGCCGGCGACGUCGCCCCCCGCGGCGGGAGGUGCUGUUCUUCCCCUCUCAGGUGACCUGCACCGAGGCCCUGCUGCAGGCCCAGCGGCAGGGAGGCCCUCCGGGGACGGCGCCGGCGCCCGCGGCCGCGGGCCCCGAUGUCCGGAGGGCGCCGGGCGCGGCUGCGGGGGCGGCGGGCUCGGCCGCGGUCACGACCUCCCCGGCCGCCCCGGCCCCCCCGGCCGCCAGCUGCCUGUGCCCGCUCCCUCACGGGGAGAGCUCCCUGAGCCGCCUCCUGCAGUACGUGCUGUCGGCCCGCAGCAGCCUCGAGCUCUGCCUGUUCGCCUUCUCCAACCCGCAGCUGGGCCGCGCCGUGCACCUGCUGCACCAGCAGGGCGUGCGCAUCCGCGUGGUCACCGACUGCGACUACAUGGCCCUCAACGGCUCCCAGAUCGGCCGCCUCCGCAAGGCAGGUAUCCAGGUACGCCACGAUCAAGGUGCUGGCUACAUGCAUCAUAAAUUUGCUAUAGUGGAUAAGAAGAUGCUUAUUACUGGCUCUCUCAACUGGACCACACAAGCCAUUCAGAACAAUAGAGAGAAUGUUUUGAUUGUGGAGGAUGAAGAGUAUGUGAGACUUUUCUUGGAAGAAUUUGAACGUAUUUGGGAGGAGUUCAAUCCUGUAAACUAUACUUUUUUUCCUCAGAGAAAGUGAAGAAAAGUAAAACAAGAGUCCUUCUCUAAUGUUUUCCUUAGGAUUAUAGGUAAAACAACUUACAGUGGGGUCCUUUGGACAAUUUGAAGAACUGAAUCCCAUGCUGUAGUAAAUUGUAUAGUGGCAAGGUUUCAUCUAACAUGUUCAUUGCUAUUCUGCAGUAAGAAAAACUUUAAUAGUAUUAUUUUUUGGAAACAAAGGAAAUACCCAUUGAUUUUAAAACAUUUUUAAUUCUUACUUUGCUUACAAAAAUCUAUUGAACUAUAUUUCUGUGUUCAACUGACAUUCUCCAUCUCCCUUAUGGAUAUGCUUCUUUCCAUAUGACUAAGACUGCUAAGAGUGUACAUCCAUGAUUGAAUCAGCAAACUCUUGAAGGUAUUGACAAGUUUGAGUCAAAAUGAUAAAAAGGAACAAGAAGAAAAGAAAAAAAAAGGGUACAAAUGGUGGUUGAGUUUUCCCUGGACUACAGUACUACUUACCCUUUGCUAGCACAGCAAUCAUUCCAUGGUAGGGGAGAGAGAAUUAAGUGCAACCUUGCAAGAUAUAUUAUUAAAAUAUUUGUGUAUAAGCAAACAUUUCAGUCUUUCUUUACCAUGUUUACUAGAACAUGAUUUAGCUAAUCGUAAAAAAAAAAAAAAAUAGGAACCUGAAAUAGGCUAUUUAAGAAAUAGGAAGCUAAUUUUUAAAUAUUAUUUCAUUUUUCCAAAUACAUGCAAAGACAGCUUUCAACAUUUGCCUUUGCAAG